Molecule: messenger RNA, 2102 nt
Organism: Indicator indicator
Lineage: Eukaryota; Metazoa; Chordata; Aves; Piciformes; Indicatoridae
Gene: LARP7
Product: La ribonucleoprotein 7, transcriptional regulator
Exons: 13
Biological process (GO): RNA processing
Cellular component (GO): nucleus
Molecular function (GO): mRNA binding
Source: RefSeq, a predicted model, not a curated record
AUGACAGGAAUGGAGACUGAAACUGCAAGAGACAAAGCCAUGGAAGAAGAAAGCACUGAGCAGAAAAAGGAGCGAGAGAAAAAGAAGAGGUCAAGGGUUAAACAGGUGCUUGCUGAUAUAGCAAAACAAGUGGACUUCUGGUUUGGUGAUGUCAAUCUCCACAAAGACAAAUUUCUUCGAGAACAAAUCGAAAAGUCCAGAGAUGGGUAUGUCGAUAUAUCCCUACUUGUUUCUUUCAAUAAAAUGAAAAAAUUGACUACUGAUGGAAAAUUGAUAGCCCGAGCAGUUAAAAGUUCAUCUGUGGUAGAGCUGGAUUUAGAAGGGACUAGAAUCCGAAGACGCCAGCCACUGGGUGAGCAACCAAAGGAUGUGGAUAGUCGAACAGUCUAUGUGGAGUUGCUGCCCAAAAAUGUCAAUCACAGCUGGAUUGAGCGAGUGUUUGGGAAGUGUGGUAACGUAGUUUACGUCAGCAUACCCCGAUAUAAAAGCACUGGUGAUCCAAAGGGGUUUGCUUUUGUUGAGUUUGAAACUAAAGAGCAAGCAGAAAAAGCUAUUGAGUUUUUGAAUAAUCCACCAGAAGAAGCACCACGGAAACCUGGGAUUUUCCCCAAAACAGUAAAGAAUAAGCCUGUUCCUACACUGAAUACAAGUAACAGCACUGUGGUAGAAGAGAAGAAAAAGAAGAAAAAAAAGAAAUCCAAAGUGAAGAAAGAGAGCCAUGUACAGGCAGCUGCAGAGACAAAGGAAUCAAACACAAACACUACAACAGAGCAAGUACCCAAAUCAAAAAGACACAGGACUUCGUCAGAGUGUUCAGAAAUGGAGGGGAUUGAGACUCACAGGCAGCCCUCAAGGAAAGAGAAAAGAAAAUGGGACAGAACUGAGAGCUCAGAGGCACCUUGGGAAAGCAGACCAGGGAAGAGAAAAAGAACCAGCUCUGGAGAUGGUGAGACAUCAACUCCCAAAGUCAAGAAAACUGUUCACAAGGAUGAAGUUCAUCCUGUAAAAGAGGAAACCACAGAAGUUCCAAAGGAACCCAAUGGUAAAAUUUGUUAUUUGAAUCAGAAAAUCAACAUUUCAGCAGAAGAAGACAAAGACAAAAAAGACACAUCCCUUUCAAAAUCUAAAAGGAAGCACAAGAAAAAACACAAAGAAAGGCACAAAAUGGGUGAAGAAGUCAUUCCUCUCAGAGUACUCUCCAAGACUGAAUGGAUGGAUUUGAAGCAAGAAUAUUUGGCCCUUCAGAAAGCCAGCAUGGCCUCCUUAAAGAAAACGAUGUCACAAAUCAAAACUGAGUCUGUGGCAGAGAUGGACACUGAGUCUGGUAUGCAGAAGAAGCCUCAGUCAGAAAAUGAUAAAUGAAAUCCUGCUUCCACCAGUGAGGACUGUGCCCAUCCCUCCAAGGCCAACACAAUGGGGCCCCGCUUUGUGAGUGGAGUGAUUGUGAAGAUCAUUAGCACUGAGCCCCUGCCGGGCAGGAAGCAGAUCAAGAAUGCUUUGGCAGCGCUGGCUGAAGUUGCCUAUGUGGAUAUGCUGGAGGGAGACACAGAAUGUCAUGUCCGUUUCAAAACUCCAGAGGAUGCACAGACUGUUGUGCGAUCACACAAAGAAAUACAACUCAAAAACAACUGGAAAUUCGAAGUUCUCACUGGUGAUCAUGAACAGCGUUACUGGCAGAAGAUUCUAGUGGACAGACAAGCUAAACUUAACCAGCCUCGAGAAAAGAAGAGAGGCACUGAGAAGCUGAUUGCCAAAGCUGAAAGAAUGAGACUUGAAAAGACUCAACGAACAAGUAAACAUAUUCGCUUCACUGAAGAGAAGUAACCAAGACUUGAUUGUGAUCUCACAACUGAACUAGAUAUUUAAAAAAGAAAAACACAAAAGGAAAACAACCCCCACAGCCACCACUGCUUACAGCAACUAAACCCUUUCUAAGGAGGCAUCACAAUCAGUUUGAUUCAUAAUUCUGCAGACUGCAGGUAUGAAGAUUGUUCUGAGUCCCGUUUUAAAUAGGCUGAAUGUUUACUGCUUCUGAGCCUCUGGGUAAAGCUUUCUGGGAAAAAAAUGUAAAAAGAGGUCUGGCUUUAGUUCACUUCUGGGUU